Messenger RNA from Xiphophorus maculatus (southern platyfish), 1197 nucleotides. RefSeq names its product LIM/homeobox protein Awh-like. Gene Ontology annotation, biological process: neuron differentiation; regulation of transcription by RNA polymerase II. NCBI's taxonomy places the organism in Eukaryota, Metazoa, Chordata, Actinopteri, Cyprinodontiformes, Poeciliidae. Gene Ontology annotation, cellular component: nucleus. The transcript is spliced from 6 exons. The record is from RefSeq and is a predicted model, not a curated record. Bases 1 to 1197 code for a protein of 398 amino acids. Gene Ontology annotation, molecular function: DNA-binding transcription factor activity, RNA polymerase II-specific; RNA polymerase II transcription regulatory region sequence-specific DNA binding.
AUGAUGUCUCCAGACGACCAAGCCCUGGAGGACCUUUUGUAUGGCAGCGACCUCGGUGACACGCCGGAGGUGGUACAGCUGGCCGGUGGCCCAACAGCAGUGGAGGAGAACACUGCUUCAGAAAAUGUUUCAACAAGUGUGUCCAUUCCAGAGCCAAUCAUAUGUGCCGGAUGUGGCGAGCAGGUAUGUGAUCGCUUCUUCCUAUUGGCUGCAGGGAGGGUAUGGCACAGCAUCUGCCUCCGCUGCAGCCAGUGCCACUGCGAGCUACAGACUCACCCUUCCCUCUUCUGGAGAGAUGGAAACAUUUACUGCCAGCAGGACUACAGCAGAACUUUUGGAGGCGGCCAAUGUGCUCGCUGCCUCCAGCCAAUCCCACCCACUGAUUUGGUCAUGAGGUCUGGUGAGCUGACCUUUCAUCCCCACUGUUUUUCCUGCCAGGAAUGUGAUGUAAAAUUAAUGCCAGGGAACCUCUACUGCAUGCAGGGCCCAAACCUGUAUUGUGAGUCACAUUAUAAUGGUGAUGGAGGCAAUCUGCCACUGCAAGACCCCUCACAAUCACAUCUAAAAGAAGAGACGGGUCAAAACCAGGUGUCCGGUGAAGGGGAGGAGUCUGUCAGCAGUCCAGAACCACGAGUGGACGACAAAGAGGUGGGUGGGCGGACGCGCAGACGGACCAAGCGAAUCAGGACAUGUUUCCGCAGCGAGCAGCUCAGAGCACUUGAGUCAUACUUUGCCCAGAAGCACAACCCUGACGGCAAAGACUGGACUUGCCUUGCUCAUAAGACUGGUCUGCCUAAGAGAGUCCUGCAGGUGUGGUUUCAGAACGCUCGGGCCAAGCUGAGACGUUCCCUCAACUCUGAAGACUCCCAGGCCAACUCCCCUUCCGCUCCCCCUGGAGCUGUUGCCCUGGCAACCACCCCCUCAUCACUUUCUUGCUCUUCGCUAGACCAAUCGCAGCCUUUCCCUGCCAGCACCAUCGACCAGCUGCAGCUGUCCUUGCUCACUGGUUCAGCAGUUGAAUCCUCUGUAAGCCCAAUCCUCAAUCAGUCAUGCCAGAUGUUGCAAAGCCCCAACAUUUUUCUGGACUACGAUCCCCAGAAUGCAUUUGGUUGCAUCCCUUCUCUCGAGCCCCUUCAGGAGUUUGAGGUGGUAGAGAGAGAAAUUGAUGCUGAGACUUUUGGACCAAAUUACAGUUAA